AUGGGUCAAGCAGAAGAGGCUUCGAAGACCGUCCUCGACAAGUUGAGAAGUGAUAACGACCUUCUAAAACGAGCUGUCCUGCAAGAGCAGAGGAAGCGGACGAAGCUUGAGAGCGAGAGAGAAGAAUGGAGGCGUCAUCUGGAGAUCCUGGUGAAGAGGAGAGGAGAGCAGCGCGCCUCUGGCAGCCAUGUGAUCGCUGAGCAACGAGACGUACAGGAGCUGCUGCAUGAGCUCGAGACGCAGCUCGAGCUCCUGCAGUCCGAUGGGAGCCAUGGUCUGCACAAGGUAGAGGAGGUGCAGGAAGACUUACAAGGGAUCAAGAGAGAUAGUCUGGACAGGAUCCUCUCGCAACUGGAGGGUGCGACCGCGAGCAUAGCAGACAGUCUGUUUCACAUCAGCACCCGAAGUCAGCUGAUGGCGAAGAAGGCGCUGUUCGAACCGAUUGAGAACAACUCGAGCACCAGUCAAAGUUCUGUCAGCGAGAAUGGUCUAUCGAGAAGCGAGCUGCUGGGUUUCUUUGACCUGAUGGUUCCGACAACCAGGCAGGUAGUCACAAUCUUCAACGUUCACCAACUCGCCGCAUGCGAGCUGCUGCUCAAGUUGUCAACAGAGAGAAAAGACAUCCAGCACACGGCUCAAAGUCUGUCACGAUCGUUCGCAAACGCACAGAAUGCAUUGAAGUCGCUUCACACGUCCUCAGCGUCUUUGAGGUCGUUCAUGCGCGAGAAGCCCACGUCAAAGAGGAUGAUCAUCCCCGUUGCAAGCAUCAGUCAAACUGCAUCCCUUGCGACGAUCGCGGAGGAGGUUGUCUACGACAAGUUCUUCGAGGCUGUGGACGCCCUUCUGACUUGUUUCCUGCGACUGGGCGGUGACUGGACUUCACUGCUGCGAGCUGACAAUGAGUUUCUUGCACGAGUUUGCCUGGGAGAGGAGGGGAAGAGGAGAGAGGAUGUGGCUGCAGCCAAUGGGAGGCUCGAGAGGAGUCUGCAGGGUCUCGUUAAGGCAGCUGAAAGCCUGCAGAACAAGUUGAAUGGCGGGGAGAGGAGCAACAGGUUGGAGUUUCUGACAAUGAUUGUGCGGGAGGCGGUGGAGAAUGUCGGGGACUUGGUUGUAUUGCUCGUGGAGUUUGUUCAUUCAUUAGAGAACAAGAAUGACUACGAUCGGCUGGCAGGCCUGCAACCCAGCAAGCAAGUGUCGGAGAGGAUGAUGAAGUCGUCUUCAGACAUCUGCGACAUCUUCACAAAGUUUCACAUGUCGCUCUCGCCCAACAUGCAGAAGAUUCCCUCGGAAGCCAGCAGGGCGUCGAUGGAGGAGACAAGUCAGACUUGCGGGAGGAAAGAGCACAGCAGUGAGGUGCUGUCUUUGACCAAACAGCUGGCGGACAUGCAGUUUCGUUGCUCAGAGCUCGAGGCGAGGUGUGAGCGGCUGCAGAAAGAGAAUGUCAAUACGGCAUGCUUGAAAGCUCCAACAUCCAAGACUUCACAGGAUCAUCACAGCGACCUGCAGGUCAACCCCAGCCAGACCCCAGCUGCUGUGAGCGGAAAGGCGAUCGACGAGGUGCAGAGAGAGGAAGAAAAGCUGAAGGAGACAGACGAGGACCUGAGAACUUUCACAAACACAGUGAAGAAUGCCAUCGUACCCAAGACCUCGGACGACGACUCUCCCUCCCCUCUCUUCUUCUUCCUCGAUGACUUCGCAUCCGCUGGGGCUGUAACCCGAGAAUCUGCAGGAGUGACUGCAGGAGGGCAGGGAGGGCACAAGGAGGAAGGAGGAGAGGGAGGGAAGAGAGAGGAGGGGGAGGGGGAGGGGCUGCUCUUCUUUGGAGAGGACGGUGAGAUCAAGUGGGACCCACUGGAAGAGAACGGCAUGGCUCCACGAGGGAAGAGCGAAGAGGAGGAGGGGAAGGAGGAGGAUGAGGAGGAGGACGAGGGGAAGGGGUUGAUCCCAACCUGCUGGCUGCCCUCAGCUCGAUAG
Molecule: messenger RNA, 1974 nt
Organism: Guillardia theta CCMP2712
Lineage: Eukaryota; Cryptophyceae; Pyrenomonadales; Geminigeraceae
Exons: 6
Coding region: 1-1974 (657 amino acids)
Source: RefSeq, a predicted model, not a curated record